CAACUUCCACUUUAUCAUCAGUUGUUCUCUAAAUAAAAACCAGUAACAUUUUCGAUAUAGUAUCAUGGGUUUGAAGCAAACUUCUAGGCUUUAUGUUUAUCUGGGUUUGUUAAUGGUGAUAGUGAUGGCGUUUACCAUUAGUUGUAGCAGCACCAGCGUCGGACAUACGCCACCAAGUAAGGAUGAUGGGGAAGACUAUAAGGAGUUGAAAGGCAAGACAAACCAAGUCAAAGAUAAGGCAGCAGAGAUGGGUAAAGAGACCAGGGAAACAUCAGAGUCAUGGGCAGGAUGGGCGAAGGAGAAGAUCUCAGAAGGACUUGGCCUAAAAGCAGAGGAAGCAAAGGAGACUGCCAAGAAAGCUUCUGAUUCAGCCACUGAAACUGCUAAGAAGACUAAGGACAAGGUUGAAGACAUGGCUUCUGGAGCCGCUAAAUACACAGCUGAGAAAGCCAGAGAUACCAAGAAUGUAGCAAGUGACAUGACGAACGCAGCCAAGGACAAAACUGCUGAUGGUAUGUAUGCAUCUUCGGAGAAGGCCAGUGACAUAGCCAACAAAGCUAAGGAGAAGGCUCGUGACAUGGAGGAUGCAGCAACUGAGAAAGCUAGUAACAUAGCAGGUGCAACUAAGGAAAAGCUCAGUUCCACGACAAAUUCAGCCACGGAGACCAAAGAAGCGGCAAAGGAGAAGGCUAGUAAUGCAAAGGAUGCAGCAAAGGAGAAGGCUCGUAAUGUCAAGGAUGCAGCGGCAGAGAAGGCGAAUGAAGCCAAGGAAAGAGCAUCAACAACGGCUGAGGAAGCAAAGCAGCAUGCAUCUAGAAAGGCAGAGGAAGCAAAAGAAGCGGCGGAAGAAAUGGGGAAGAAGGCUGCGGAGGAAAGCAAGAGAAAGCAAGAGGAGACAGAGGAGCAAUUAGGGUGGGCCAAGGAUAAAGCCAAGCAUGGUUAUGAAACAGCCAAGAAUAAAGCAGAGGAGAAGCUAGUUUCUGCUAGAGAUAACAUUGCUUCAAACUAUGAAGCUACAAAGCACAAAUCCAAAGAGUUGAAAGAUAAUGUAGUUAAUAGAGUUCGCGAUGAGGAGCUCUGAACUGUUGCUUCAUGCAUGAAUGAAGGAGAUUUUUUUUUACUUUUAAUGUUAAAGUUCUGAAAUUCGAUAGGUCUUCGUUUUUCUUGUUGUACAUCUGUAUCUUUCGUUUAUUCCAGUAAAGUUUAUCAAGAACAUGUUUCUGUUGGACAUAAA
Molecule: messenger RNA, 1234 nt
Organism: Mangifera indica (mango)
Lineage: Eukaryota; Viridiplantae; Streptophyta; Magnoliopsida; Sapindales; Anacardiaceae
Product: late embryogenesis abundant protein D-29-like
Exons: 2
Coding region: 65-1081 (338 amino acids)
Source: RefSeq, a predicted model, not a curated record